UUAAAACGACGUCAUUUCUUCGUAGCUUUCAUUAACAACAGGAUUGUAACAACACGCUGAAGAAAAUGUCAGUGUUAACAGGGCUUAUGGAGCCCAGAUUGCUCGUGGUAAUGGCGAUUUUCGUGGCCAUGGUAACGGGCCAAAUGUUCGAUAAAAAUCCGACCAUCUAUGACCACAUGAAAAGUGGAGCUAACACGGUCAAAUCGAACCUGAUCGAAUCGGAACUGCAAAUAGAAAAAUUGUUUAUGCCAGACGAGUGUGUCCUGAACGACGAGGAUUUUUAUGGCGAUCGUCAGGUUGAAAUAGAGAUGGAGAGGCAGCGACUGCGGCUCAUCCAGGCGGAAGAAGGCGACACUGUCACGCUUCAUUACACUCUGUCCCUGGAUGACGGCACGGUCCUGGACAAGUCUAUACACGAGCCUGAUGACAUUCACGCCGAGGAGAUCAUCAUACCAGCCAUCUUUUCCCUGGGCUACCAACAAGUAAUUACGGGCUGGGAAAUAGGCGUCACCGGCAUGUGUGUUGGAGAGGUCCGCAAAAUCACCAUUCCGCCACAAUUGGCAUACGGACCCAAUGGAUAUAAACAGAAAAACAUACCGGCUGAUGCAACUUUAGAAAUCGAGACGAAACUGGUCAGUUUGAAGAAAAAAGACAUGGUCGACCACUACAUGGAUUUCCUACGUAAUCUUCACGUGUACACGUUCUUUAUUCUCGGACUCACGUUUCUCAUGGGCGGUUUCUACAAAGGUCAAAUAGCAGAAAAGAGGCGCUUGUAUCGCGAGAUAGCAGAGCGGAAACGUCAACGUGAGAUAGAAAACGAGAUUGAGGAUGAUGAAGAUGAUGAGUGUGAUGAUGAAGUGGCUGAUAAUAGUGAGGAGAAUGUAUCUCAAGAGACUGGUGACAUACCACAAGGAAAUGACUGGAACACUUCCCAUUGAAUGAUGGAAUACGUGCAAGUGCGAUUCCAGUAUUUAU
This is a messenger RNA of Mya arenaria, 975 nucleotides long. RefSeq lists its product as uncharacterized. The transcript has 5 exons. Gene Ontology annotation, molecular function: peptidyl-prolyl cis-trans isomerase activity. The coding region runs from base 66 to 938 and encodes 290 amino acids. Gene Ontology annotation, biological process: protein peptidyl-prolyl isomerization. The record is from RefSeq and is a predicted model, not a curated record. NCBI's taxonomy places the organism in Eukaryota, Metazoa, Mollusca, Bivalvia, Myida, Myidae.